AUGAGAUUUACCGCACUUACUCUUUUGGCCCUGGGUGCCUCAACCUCAGCCUACGUUGUGCCAAACAACAAGCAAGCCGUCGAUAAUGCCGUCAAAGCACGCAUGCCAGGAAGCGGACCUGUGCACGCGGCCAACCUCGUAGCUGCACUCGCAGAUCGUGGAGUUGAAGCUCGCCACCAUAAGGGUAAAGGCGGAGCGGGCGCCGCUGGUGGUGCCGGAGGCGCUGGUGGUCUAGCCAAGCUCUUCGGCCGUGAUGCUCAAGAGUUGACCCAAGAAGAGGACGACGCUCAUUGGGCUGACCUUCACACUCGCUCUCCUCACCAUAAGGGCAAGGGAGGCAACGCUGCCGGAGCUGGUGGCCGCGGCAGACUGUCUGGACGUGAGCCUGAAGCACACCACAAGGGCAAGGGCGGAAACGCUGCUGGUGGUGCAGGUGGCCGCGCUAAACUGUCCGGCCGCGACGCUCAAGAAUUGACUCAAGAGGAAGACGACGCUCACUGGGCUGAUCUUCACACUCGUUCUCCCCACCACAAGGGCAAGGGAGGAAACGCCGGCGGAGCUGGUGGCCGCGGCAAACUGUCCGGACGUGAGCCUGAAGCACACCACAAGGGCAAGGGAGGCAAUGCUGCUGGUGCCGGAGGAGCUGGAGGCUUGGCCAAGUUGUUCGGACGUGACCCAGAGGCACACCACAAGGGCAAGGGAGGCAAUGCUGCCGGUGCCGGAGGAGCUGGAGGCCUCGCUAAACUGUUCGGACGCGACCCUGAAGCACACCACAAGGGCAAGGGAGGCAACGCUGCAGGUGCUGGUGGACGUGGCAAGCUAUCCGGCCGUAACCCCCAGGAGUUGACCCAAGCCGAAGACGAUGCCCACUGGGCCGACCUUCACACUGGCGACAACUAA
Molecule: messenger RNA, 900 nt
Organism: Alternaria postmessia
Lineage: Eukaryota; Fungi; Ascomycota; Dothideomycetes; Pleosporales; Pleosporaceae
Exons: 2
Coding region: 1-900 (299 amino acids)
Source: RefSeq, a predicted model, not a curated record